Molecule: messenger RNA, 1807 nt
Organism: Pseudo-nitzschia multistriata
Lineage: Eukaryota; Bacillariophyta; Bacillariophyceae; Bacillariales; Bacillariaceae
Source: the annotation of a GenBank genome assembly
GAAAAACAAUGGCUUGAUGCGCAGUGUAUCAUCAUUGUCUUCGUCUUCCUUUUGCGAAUGAUCGGCGUCAUCUUUAUCGGGACUUGAUGGCGUUGAAUCCGAGAGAGUUUCGUUUCUUUCUUUGUCUUCAGUACUACGACCUGCCUUAGCGCUCCUGCUUCCAACACCAUUCUCUCCUUUUUCUUCGGUCCUCUUGUACGAGAAUUUGCAAAACUUUGGGAUGUAACCGAAAUUCAUUACAAAAGCGCCUGUGGCUUGGCACAUCUUUCGACGCAACGCUUCUACCGAGUCAACACUGUUUUUGACGGAAAUCACGCCUGCUUUUAUUGCUCCGUAUUGAACAAACAAAACCUUCAUGCAACUGGUAUAAAAUAUAGCAGCAGCUACGGCUCGUCCGAGUAAAAGACGGCCUUCUGGGGAGACUACGGAAUCGAUGCCAAACGGAAGAUUAAGAUUUCGUAAGAUUCGUCCUCGAUCUUUUACGGCCUUGAUCCUUCCAUUGUCAUUCGCUGACGACUCGGAAUUGGCAUGUCUCAUUUUCCCACCAACGUAGUCCCUCGGAUGAUAUUCGAGUUUUUCCUCUACAAAACGCGCCAAGACCCAAGCAAAGUAUUCUGGUUUUGUUCUGUGCGGAGCGCUUCCACCACCGAGAAUGGCGCAUCGCCCAUCGAAAUCGUUUUCAUCAAAGGUGGAAGAUAAUCCUCCACGACUUCCCGAUCCCGAUGCGAUCGAUCGCAGGCCACCAUCCCACACUAUGACAAAGGGGCAAUCCAAAUUGCGGUGCAAAAGAGUGUCUAAUGUACGAGCAUUGCCUGAGUCUGCUGCAAAUCGGUUGGAUUCCGCCAAGUCGCCACAGAGGAUAAGACCAGCGAUUCUGUUGGGUGCCAACAUCAUGGCAGUUUCUAUGGCAAGCAACGAUUCAUCAUCACAACCCACAAGAACGGCAGUAUUCCAUUUCAAAGCAUCUGCAGCAUCGAUACAAUUUGGUAAGUAAGACAAUCAGAAUCUGCAAGUUCUUGUUUUUCCUACGAGUUGUGUCGCUGGAGAGAUCAUACAGGCAGGCAGGCAGGCAGAUUGACAGACAGACAAAAUGAUGAACAUCKGCACUCGCAUGCACGCACCAAGGAUUUCCAACACCAAAUGUGGUGCGUCUUCAUAUUGGCUUUCUCCAUUUUGAGUCGGAUUCCCAUCGCCAUCCUUGUCGAUCAUUCGUUCGCAGGCCAUUACAUUGAAACCCCUCGAAGCAAGUGUCUGUCCUACCGUCUUCCAAUGAUCUACGUUCGGUCCCAGCAAGAUGAAAUUUAGAGAUGUCUCGUCGGAAUGUGACGGAUGGUGCGAGUGCGCUCCUCCUCCUCUGUUUCUCGACUUUCCAAAGUAUUGAUAUACCACCGGGGAAUGCUUGGUGGUUUGGCCAUCGAAUCGUUUUGUGCUGCUCCUACUGUGAUUGUCCUUCCACCGGCGUAUCGGGUUACGCUUCUUCUUCAUGUGUUCGCUAUCAUCUACGAAGUCGCCCUCGUCGUUGGGCAGGAAACGAUUCGCUCCGCCUCGCGGCACAAUUAUGUGGCUUGUGCUCCUUCGAUUGUUGUUCUUCUUUCGCCUCGACAAGUGUGCGUAAAAAUUUUGGAAUUUAUUCGUGUCGUGUGCUUCUACCUUCCCUCCAGAGAAACGAAAGUAUCUCCCCCCAAGAAAAGCAAGAAGAAGAACCACGGUCGAUAAACAGGCGAAUGCAACGGGCCGUGGUCUGCGACGUCGGUAAAUCCGGCAAGUGGAACCGCCGCCAUCAUGUAAAUUAACCUUCCCGGCUGCA